GAAACAGCACUGUAUAGCACUUGGUUGAAAUCCCAACCCCAAACUCUCACCUAUAUCUAUUCUAUUAUAUUUAAGGCGACCUACAGUAACACAGAGAAAUAAAAUGGAAAGUAUUGAUACAGCAACCGAAGGCAGACAACUGGAUAAGGUGGAGCCCUGCCUUGAGAGGGACAGACUGAGGAUGAGGGUCUCUGUGUUGGAGGAGAGUGUGAGGUCCUACGAGGUAGAGUGUAAAGCCAGCAGAGAGACGGUGAUGAGACUGGUGGCAGAGGUGGCCCGGGAGAGGAGGAACACAGCAGGCAGUGCAGAGGCUCUCGAUCUGCUAAGACUGGACUUAGAUAGUGCCUUGCUGACCACGAGGAGCACAGAUAUGGAGAACCAGAGUCUAGCAGAGAGGCUGGAGGCCAGUCAGCGUGUGGUUGAGGCAGCCAAGCAGGAGGCAGGGUGCCUGGAGAGGCAGAUCCAGGAGCUGGAAGGGAAACUCCAGACCAGCCAGGGGAAAAACCAGGCUACACAGGGGAGACAGCAGGCCCUCCUGGGGGAGGUAGGGGCCCUUCUGCAGCUGGGUCUCUCCAUGCCAACUGAGGAGGAAAUACUACAGAGACUCGGGGACCUCUGCACCAGGCAGAAACGUAUGAAAGCGAUCAUGGAGGAGAUGGAGAGGAGGCUGUCCCAGGUCACUGAGGAUGUGUCCAGGCAGACAGAGCUCCACCACAGUGCCCUGCAGAGAGCCCAGCUGGCUGAGCAACAGGUCACAGACCUCAGCGACAGGCUGCAGGGUUUGGAAGCUGAGCUGAUGACUUCAGACGUGCACCGGGAUGGGCUGAGUCAUAACAGUCAGCUUUAUGAGCAGUUCCUGGAACAGUUGUCCGGGAGAAUGAAAGUAGACAGUAUCGCCACUGACCUGGGCUACGACAUGAGGCUACAGCUCAUUCUGUCUCGGGCAGAGCAACUUGUCAAACUAGAAGGGACGGCUUUGGUGGAGAGCAAGACCCUGGCCCACAACCAACAGCGAAAGUUGAAGAUCCAGAAGGAGCGGUUGGAGAGUAAGGAGCUCCACAUGGAGCUGUUGAGGAGGAAGGUGUCUGAGCUAGAGGAGGAGAAGAAGAGUCGCUCAGCCCUGGCCAUGCAGCGAGACGACGCCAAUGUGACCGCCCGGAAGAUGCAGAAGAAGGUGGAGCGACUACAGGAGGAACUGGGAUCCAGUAAGGUCUCCAUCACAGAGCUCAAGGCCCAGCUGUCACACACCAACGAGCUGAAGCUCAAAGUCCUGGAGCAGAGUCAGACCAAUGCUGAGCAGAGUAAGAGUCUGGAGGACCUGGAGAAGGGCAAGGCCAAGGUGGAGAAGAAGUUCAGCACAGCCAGGACAGAUCUACAGAGCCAGGAGCAUCUGGCCAGGGAGGCCCAGCAGCAGUUGACCAGCCUUAGACAGACCCUGGCUCAGCUCACGGACAGAGAGAGAGAGUUGGUAGACUUCCGUAUGGUGGUCUCUCAGAUGUUAGGUCUGGAUGUCUCAGCCCUGGCCCUUCCAAACUAUGAGAUCAUCAAAUCUCUGGAGAGCCUGCUUCACCCCCACCAUCACCCCCAGCAUGACCUCCACCACCACUCCCUGGCCCUGUCCUGGCCCUGCCCUAGCCACCACCAGAACCACCAUCUCCUACAGCUCCAGGACCAAGAUACCUCUGGGUCUGUCACAUCCCUCUCAGAGGUCCACGGGCCCUGAGGCUCUCCUGUGAAUGAAGCGUAUAUCUGCUCAUCCCGAGGACUCUGCUCAGGACAGGCACCUGUAUGAUAUGAAUGAUUUAUUUAAAUGAUCAAAAUCAAAAUGUAUUCAUUUGAGAUGCAUCCUAUAUCUUUUUGCCCAUUGAAAUUGGAUUUGACAUGAGUUUAUGACGUAUCCAAAGGUCAGAUCCACAUACUGUCAAGUCAAUAGCACUGAAUCAGCCAUUUUGAAUAAAAGACAGAAACAAAAUGAGAA
Messenger RNA from Salvelinus sp. IW2-2015, 1978 nucleotides. RefSeq names its product coiled-coil domain containing 170 (gene ccdc170). The record is from RefSeq and is a predicted model, not a curated record. Lineage: Eukaryota; Metazoa; Chordata; Actinopteri; Salmoniformes; Salmonidae.